CAUUUCGGAUUGCAUCUGUCUUGACAAUGUUGCCGGCCAAGGCGUUGCUCCAGACGGUCUGGUUAUCUGCAUUGUCGGUCUCGCGCAGCAGUCCACGCAUGUGAAAACAAAGCCUUGUUCAAGAUAAGACCUCUCACUUGCUCAGCAUAACAACUGCUCACCGUGUUUCCUUGAUUCAGCGACCGAGGUAAACCUACUUUCUCCGUCACGCUCGUGAGACCAAGCCGGACUUCUUUUUCGACGGCCCGAUGCCGUUCUUCCGCAAGCAGAAACGAGGAGGCCCUCCCCCUCCACCAUCGCAGCCUGAUCCCCAAGCCAGCAAGCCUCCAAAGACGGGCAGCCACUCGAUCCACGCCCUGUUCACUGGCAAAAAGCCCAGGCCCGCCGCCCAUCCACCCAACGGCAGCGAAACAAGUACCACCACCCCCAAACCUCAGGGAGCAUUCUCAAUCUCCUUCCACCCCAAGCCCCAACCCACCCUCUGCUGGCAGAACAUCGAUCCCCCGGACAAUCUAUUGGUGUCGCUAGAUGAGAAAGCCCUCGAACAGCAAUUCCUGUUACACCGACCCCGAGCCCGAGCCACCGCGAUGAUCGACACCAGCCGAACUACCUCGCCCACGUACACGUCCCCGAAGGCAGCAGCAGCAGCAGCCGCAGCAGCAGCCACUCUCCUCCCCGGCUACAACGACGUGAGCGGCUCCGUCAUCGUCGACUGGAACGGGUAUCCGCAUUUCCUCUCGCCGCAGGAGGAAGUCGACCGGAAACUCCAGCUGGAAGCUGCGGUGCAGGAGCGGAUGCUGGGGUUGCCGAGGCGGACGGAUUUCGCCUGGGAGCGGCCCGCGACCCUUACUCAUCACCAGCAGCAGGGUUGUGGGCAUUAUGCGCCCCCGAGGUAUACGCCGGCGGGCGCGAAGUCGGGUUCGCGGUCUUCGUGUCAGAGUACGAGUAGCAGUGGUAGUGGGUCGUCUGGUCGGAGGUGAUGGGAUGGGAUAUGGGAUUGGGUUCGGGAUAAGCGGACGACGGCAUCAAGGGCACUCCACGGAUGCAUGAUUUCGGAUCAGCGGCUGGUGAUGCGCUCGCGGGAACGGAAGGCACUUUCCUCGACUUGGGUUGCCGUGCCCCGUGAGACUUGGAUUACAGGUUUAUGAUUGACGACUUAUGACUGCGUGGAGCGAGACAUAUGAUGGUUGAGUUAGAACGAACAAGAGGAG
Messenger RNA from Aspergillus uvarum CBS 121591, 1211 nucleotides. RefSeq lists its product as uncharacterized. Lineage: Eukaryota; Fungi; Ascomycota; Eurotiomycetes; Eurotiales; Aspergillaceae. Bases 249 to 980 code for a protein of 243 amino acids. The record is from RefSeq and is a predicted model, not a curated record. The transcript has a single exon.